UGCUCCUUUCCAAGAUGGCGGCGGAGGGAGGAGGGAAGGAGAUGAACGAGAUUAAGACCCAGUUUACUACCCGCGAGGGGCUCUACAAGCUCCUGAGCCACUCGGAGUACAGCCGGCCCAACCGGGUGCCUUUCAAUUCGCAGGGCUCCAACCCCGUUCGUGUCUCCUUCGUCAACGUCAACGACCAGAGUGGCAAUGGGGACCGGCUCUGCUUCAAUGUGGGCCGGGAGCUUUACUUCUACAUUUACAAGGGGGUCCGCAAGGCUGCUGAUUUGAGUAAACCAAUAGAUAAAAGAAUAUACAAAGGAACGCAACCUACAUGUCAUGACUUCAAUCACUUAACAGCCACAGCAGAAAGUGUUUCUCUUCUAGUGGGCUUCUCUGCAGGACAGGUGCAGCUAAUAGAUCCUAUUAAAAAAGAAACUAGCAAGCUAUUUAAUGAAGAAAGGCUAAUAGACAAGUCCAGAGUAACUUGUGUAAAAUGGGUGCCUGGUUCAGAAAGUCUCUUCCUAGUAGCUCAUUCCAGUGGCAAUAUGUACUUAUAUAAUGUAGAACACAACUGUGGUACCACAGCUCCACACUAUCAGCUACUUAAACAAGGAGAAAGUUUUGCAGUCCAUACGUGCAAAAGCAAAUCUACACGAAACCCUUUACUUAAAUGGACAGUAGGUGAAGGUGCCCUAAAUGAAUUUGGUUUUUCUCCAGAUGGAAAAUUCUUGGCAUGUGUAAGUCAGGAUGGCUUUCUUCGUGUAUUUAACUUUGAUUCAGUUGAGUUGCAUGGUACAAUGAAAAGCUACUUUGGAGGACUGCUGUGCGCAUGUUGGAGUCCAGAUGGAAAAUAUAUUGUAACAGGUGGAGAAGAUGAUUUGGUGACUGUCUGGUCUUUUGUGGACUGUCGAGUGAUAGCUAGAGGCCAUGGACACAAAUCAUGGGUCAGUGUUGUGGCCUUUGAUCCAUAUACAACCAGUGUAGAAGAAAAUGAUCCAAUGGAAUUCAGCGGCAGUGAUGAGGACUUCCAAGACCUCCUCCAUUUUGGACGAGAUCGAGCAAAUAGUACGCAGUCAAGAUUAUCAAAAAGGAACUCUACAGAGAGUCGCCCUGUAAGUGUAACAUAUAGGUUUGGUUCAGUAGGUCAGGACACACAGCUAUGUUUAUGGGAUCUAACAGAAGACAUCCUCUUCCCACACCAGCCCCUCUCAAGAGCAAGGACACAUACAAAUGUCAUGACUGCCACAAGUCCCCCCACAGGAAGUGGUGGAGCUAACCCAGGAAGUAAUGGAAAUAGCAUCACAACACCUGGAAACUCUGUACCCCCUCCUCUUCCACGUUCCAAUAGCCUUCCACAUUCUGCAGUUUCCAAUUCUGGCAGCAAAAGCAGUGUCAUGGAUGGUGCCAUUGCCUCUGGUGUUAGUAAGUUUGCAACCUUAUCAUUACAUGACCGGAAGGAAAAACACCAUGAAAAAGAUCAUAAGCGAAAUCAUAGUAUGGGACAUAUAUCUAGUAAGAGCAGUGACAAACUGAAUCUAGUUACUAAAACCAAAACAGACCCAGCAAAAACUUUGGGAACGCCUCUGUGCCCCAGAAUGGAAGAUGUUCCUUUGUUAGAGCCUCUUAUCUGUAAAAAGAUAGCACAUGAAAGACUGACUGUGUUAAUUUUUCUUGAAGACUGUAUAGUCACUGCUUGUCAGGAGGGAUUUAUUUGCACAUGGGCAAGGCCUGGUAAAGUGGGUGUUUUGCCAUCCCAAAACCAGGCCAAUUCUCCAAGUGGAACUGUAGUAUAGCCAUCACACUCCUCCUAGCAAACCUUUGAACACAGAACAAGAAGUAAUGACAAUGGAACCAGGAGCUGCUGUUCAGCCAGAGAGCAUCACAAAUUCUUAAAAGGCAGAGUGUUAUGUGAAUCACAUAGUGUUUUACAAAAUAAUUCUGUAAUGAGUUAUAUUUUUACAUCUAAUACUUUGAGGCUGCUCACCUAAGGAAGAAUUUUGCUUAAAAAUGCUUCUUUUGGUGCUACAAUUAAAAAUAGCAAUUGCUUUAUAUUUCUCAGUGUAAUUUAAUCACAUACCUACAUCCACACACAUCCACACGUGUAAAAUAAAAUAUUUCUUAAAUCCAAGUAAGUUUAAUGGUGUUAUAAAUUAGAAUAUUACUGUUGAGUUUUUUCUUUGCACUGCUUUUUUAAAAUCGGAGAUGGUUAACCUGAAAAGCUCUCAUGGGAAAUUAAAGUCAUUACUUUCUGGCUUCACAAAUGUAAUUCAGAAAGAUGGAUGCUACAAUCAUAGGUUUUUCUAAAAAGAUUGUUUGCACUUAAAUAGCGUAAUGCUAGUGGAUAAUUAAUUUUAAAUUGGGUGUUUGGGCACCCUCUAAAGUUAUGUUAUAAAGAAAUAAAUCCUUUGUAUCAAACAUUUUAUUUUAAUAAUGUUUCAACUACAGUCAACCUGUAUUAUAUAUGUAAAUAAUGUAAUUCAGUGAUUGGGAAAAUCAUUACACUAGUAAUUUUAAUCAUUUAAGGAAGUGGUAUUUCUAAUUCAGAAAAUACAUAUUAUUAAACUAUCUUGAAUAUGCAGUUUUGUUUACUUUCUGUUUAAAUCACCUUUGAUGUAACUUUUUGAAUGUAAUAUUUUUGGUAUGAUAUGAUUUAAAUUCUUGUAGAAGAUGUUAUUUCUGAAAAACACUCAGGUCAGACUUAGGAGAUAUUUAAUUGGGCUUUUGUUAGUAGGUGUUAUUUUCCUGCAUUUUAUUCUAAAUGGCUUUUCCUCAGUAUGGUUUAGAACACUACAAAGUUCUUAAGCCUAGUUUUUAAAAUAUAUGUUAAUUAACAGUGGUAGUCACCAUUUUCAUGCAUUGGGACACUAUAAUUUAAUAUCUGUUAAUGUGAUUAGAAACACUAAAAUGUUUAUUUAAAAUUAUUGUAACAACAAUAGGUUGCCACUGUAGAAUAAUGUGCCAAAGUACAUAGUUCUCCUGUUUCAAUUAAAAAUGGAUGCCUUGUUGGAGGAUAAAUAUGAGAGUCUACAUAAUUAAAUUGCUGCUUGGUUAGUUACUAUUAAACUAAUGUUGAACACGCUGAAAUCUGAAGAAUCCCCUUCAGUUUUUUUUCUUGAAGAAAACGCUGUCUGCUUGAUACUAGAAUUAUGUGGCCGAGGAUUCCUCUCUGGAAAUUAGAUCAAGAGGUAGAAAUUCCCAGAUUCUUGUCAAAAUUGUAUCAGCAUUUCAGCCAUUAUGUAGGACUGCAGCCUCAGGAUUCAUAUAGGGGAAAAAAAAGCAGAGAUUGCAUUGCAACCAUUCAGUGCUGCUUUCUUCACAUCCUUCCUCCCACCCCUGCCAGCUCUUAUCAAAAGCUCUGAUGUUGGGUUUUUUUUCCCUUGGACUGAUUAUUUGAUGGCAGUUCUGAAGCAGAAGAACUGGGGAAGCAAAUAGCUUACUGAAUUGUGGUUGCAACGUAGUGUCUCCUCACUUUCUGGAUAUGGAAAGAAAACGCUGAGUACUAAAGGCUAUAAUUCACAGAACACUUUUUGAUAAAUAAUGUUCUAUUUCAAGGUUGUAGAUUUUAUGUAUAUGAAUGUUUGUGCAGAUAAUCCUGCUAUUUGCUGGAUUUCCACAGUUCCAUAUUUUUAACCCUGCCCCUUACACUCUUUGAAACAAGAGUUUCAGUAGUAUCUGCAAUACAUUACCAUCCAUUGCAUUGCAUAUAAGCCCUUUGACAUACUCCAAAGUGCUUUUGGGCUUAUAGUAAAUACUUUUAAAAUCAGUUCGAAAUAACUAAAUAGUGUUGGGCUAUUUUUGACUGCAUAAUACAAACCGCUAGUGAAAGCACAGAAUAAAAGUGCCGUUUUAACUACUGUGCAUUGGCAGGUUUAAGAUCUUAGGCAAGACAUUUUUUAUGCCUUAAGAACAAAUCAUAGCUUGCUUCACAGUUUGAUAAGCCUUAAACAUGAAUUAUAUAUUAUAAUAACUGGAUUCAUACAUCAUGCUAAGCCAAAACUACAUAAGCCAUAUUAUGGCUCAGCACAGUGUGUGAACCAGCUGCUUAAAACCCAAAAUUUGGAUUUAACUGUGAACACAAUGUUUCUCUCCACAGAAGGCAUUUCAUCCUGUGGAGGCAGAAGGGGCUGCUUUUGCUGAGUCUGUCUCUGCAAAAAUGUAUUUGGGGGAGGGCAGUCAUCACAGAAUUGCUUCUUCCCUUUCUGCUGCUGUGAGCCAACUCUGGAAAUCGGUAU
Molecule: messenger RNA, 4220 nt
Organism: Protobothrops mucrosquamatus (brown spotted pit viper)
Lineage: Eukaryota; Metazoa; Chordata; Lepidosauria; Squamata; Viperidae
Gene: WDR20
Product: WD repeat domain 20
Exons: 4
Coding region: 15-1781 (588 amino acids)
Molecular function (GO): protein binding
Source: RefSeq, a predicted model, not a curated record